Molecule: messenger RNA, 780 nt
Organism: Didymosphaeria variabile
Lineage: Eukaryota; Fungi; Ascomycota; Dothideomycetes; Pleosporales; Didymosphaeriaceae
Exons: 5
Coding region: 1-780 (259 amino acids)
Molecular function (GO): oxidoreductase activity
Source: RefSeq, a predicted model, not a curated record
AUGCCCACCACCCACCUUAAAGCUCCGCUUCAAGGCAAAAUCGCCCUCGUGACAGGCGCAACAGGCGGCAUUGGCACCGCGAUAUGCCGCCGUCUCGCUGUGCUGGGCUGCUCGAUUGGAAUCCAUUACAACACCGACCAGGACGCUGCGUUGGCGCUGUUGGAGGAGUUCAAGGAGGAGUACAUGCAUGCAUUUGGGAGCAAGUUCGUGUGCUACGGUGCGGAUCUAGGGAAUUAUGAAGAGGUCAAAGAGCUUCAUGAACACAUCGUCUCUCUGCUAGGCCCGCCGAAUAUCCUCAUUAACAACCAUGGCGCUACUAUUCAGACUCAAGUCAAAUCUAUCGACGAGGUGUCUGUGUCCGCUUUCGAAGACGCUUGGCGCAUCAAUUGCGGGUCUUCCUACCUUCUGACACAGCUCUGCAUGCCCGCUUUGGAGGGCGAGGGAUGGGGAAGGGUUGUGUUUGUUUCGAGCGUGGCGGGGAUUACGGGCGGGAUUAUUGGACCGCAUUAUGCGAGUGCGAAAAGCGCAUUGCAUGGGCUAAUCCAUUGGCUUGCCAUGACGUACGCGAAGAAGGGGAUCACAGUCAAUGGAGUAGCACCCGCGUUGAUCGAGCAGACGAAGAUGUUGCCUGGAAGUAGUGAGGAGCUAGCGAAGAAGGUUCCUGUGGGAAGACUAGGUACUCCGGAUGAAGUCGCGGAGACAGUGCUCUGGAUGAUCAAUACAUCGUAUGUGACGAAUAAAGUCAUUGCUGUGGAUGGCGGAAUGGUUCCGCAACACUGA